AAAAAUAGUACAGAUAAGUCAAAAUGAAAGGUAUAUUGUUUGCCUUGGUGGCAAGUGUGUGCCUGGGAUGGGCGUUUUGCAUCCCUGGUUUAGUUGUAAGAGGUAUUCGUAGUGCAAAAGAGAUUCAAAAUGAUCAGAAAGCACAAAGCGAAGAUCCGAUUAUUUCGGAAUUCAACAUACAUUCCAACAUCUCUAAUAGAUUUGCCAAGACAUUGGUUACCAGUAAAGUUAAAAAUUCAGAAAAAAAUCCAAAAGAAGCGACUUUUACCGUGGUUCUACCAGAAAAAGCAUUUAUUUCCAAAUUUGUAAUGGAAAUAGGCGGCAAGAGCUACGAGGCUUAUGUUAAAGAAAAAGAAGAAGCUAAAAAUAUCUACGAUUCGGCUGUUCGACAAGGUAUAAGUGCUGGCCACGUUUCGGUUAGUGCUAGAGACUCUAACAGAUUCACAGUGUCCAUUAACGUUGAACCAGAGAGUAAAGCUACUUUCCAUCUUACCUACGAAGAACUUUUGGAAAGAAAAAAUAACCAAUACGAGCUCGUACUGAACAUACACCCUGGCCAAGUAGUUAAAGAUAUGAAUAUCGAGGUCUUUGUGAACGAAAGCCGUCCUCUGAAAUUUGUAAAAACUCCUUCGCUGAGGUCGGGAAACGAAAUUAGCAAAAACGACGCCAACCUUGACCCAUCCGCAGACAUCAAAAUAAUCAACUCUACCAGUGCUGUCGUCAAAUUCAAUCCCAACGUCGACAAACAGAGAGAGUUUGCGAAAGAACUGGGGCAGAAAGAAAAUGAAGGUAUAGCUGGGCAAUUUGUUGUACAGUAUGAUGUAGAUAGAGAUGCUCAAAAGGGAGAGAUUCUUCUCAAAGACGGAUACUUCGUACAUUUCUUUGCUCCCGAGGACGUCGACCCUCUUCCAAAACACGUCGUUUUCAUCUUGGACACCAGCGGAAGUAUGUACGGAAGAAAGCUCAGACAAGUGAAGGAAGCCAUGGGUAGUAUUUUAGAUCAGCUCAAAGACACAGACACCUUCCAUAUAGUGGAAUUUAAUAGUGAUAUCUUUGUUUGGAACAUCGAUUCAGAAUCAAAAUCUACUUUGAGGGUUCACAAUGAAAGAGAGCCUUUUGAAGAACUUUUUAAACUAGAAUUGCCAAACGCCGUACCAGCUACCAAAGAAGCAAUUGCUAAAGGAAAAGCAGUAAUAGAUAAGCUUCAAGACACUGGAUUAACCAACAUGUUGGGCAGUAUUGAAACUGGUUUACAUUUAGUCCACAAAGAACUAAGGGCUGGGUCAAAACGACAACCACUAAUUAUCUUUUUGACAGACGGAGACCCGACCAUGGGAAUUACUAAUACUGAAGAAAUUACCAAGAUUGUAACUAAAAUCAACGGCGACAAAGACCACGUACCAAUCUUCUCUCUAUCAUUUGGAGACGGCGCAGACAAAAACUUCUUAAGAAAACUAUCAUUGAAGAACCUAGGAUUCGCUAGACACAUUUACGAAGGAGCUGACGCUGCUAUUCAACUUCAAGAGUUUUACAGGCAAAUAUCUUCUCCACUUUUGUCAAACAUCGAAUUUGAGUACACUGAUGACGUCACUGAAGUGUCCAAAAAGACGUUCCCUAUUUACUUUAGAGGAUCAGAGUUGGUAGUUACUGGAAGGUAUCCAAUCGAUGAAGGAUUUGACAUCUCGAAUUGGAGAGUAAAGAGUCAUAGUAGACACGGUCUCAUCUCAUUACCACCAGUAAGGGAAGCUCCAGUAGGCGAAUUGGAACGAUUGUGGGCCUAUUUGACCAUCAAGCAAAAACUGGAGCAACGAGAGUUAGCAGAUAAUAAGACACAGUUAACCAAGGAAGCUCUGGAUCUGGCGCUGAAAUAUUCCUUUGUUACUGAUGUUAGUUCCUUGGUAGUUGUCAAACCGAAUCAAACCAGUGCUGUUGACACUGAAGAUGCUUCAAAACCAAAAUAUGCUGGGUUUUCAAGAACGUUCAGUAGUCCACACCAAUCGAUGUCAGUUUCAUAUGCUAUGCCUGGUCUGCCAGGACCUCCAGCACCUCUUGGUCCACGUUCAUAUUUUGAUCCUCAGCCAAGGUAUGGAGCCUCAGCAUACGUGCCUCUUGGACUAUCAGGUCAAAGAGGAAGUUACGGCAGCUUUGCUAAAGCAGCUGCCUUUAGUCCUAAUAUAAAUGGCAGAUUCUUAGUUCGAUCUGGAGGACCAAAUCAUGCAUGGAGGCCCACAUGGGGAGACACAGGAAUAAUUGGAAACCCUACAUCUACACCUCCAACAACUACCGUAAAACCUGCAAUAAAAGAUCUACUUCCCUGGUUGAAAAAUAUCAUCAAUCAAAAUGGAACUUUAAGUAUUUUAGGAGGAGCAUAUGAUUUGGGCGAGGGCCAAUUUGUCCUUUCUAACGGAGAAUGUACGAAGACACCCAAUAAGAAUGUCCUUAAAGGAACUUGCAGUUUACUGUCAAACUGUCCACAUGUCCAUUCAUAUCUGACAGAUUUCUUGACCUACGAACAAUUUGCUUGCAUCCUUGAUAACAAAUAUGCCGGAGUUUGCUGCCCAGAGGUAGUGCCAAUGCCCUAAUGACGAGUUUUAUAGUGUUAUAGAAUAUUUACAAAAUAAAUAAAGCGUUUUUAAUACGA
Molecule: messenger RNA, 2641 nt
Organism: Diabrotica balteata
Lineage: Eukaryota; Metazoa; Arthropoda; Insecta; Coleoptera; Chrysomelidae
Source: the annotation of a GenBank genome assembly